Molecule: messenger RNA, 3375 nt
Organism: Symbiodinium pilosum
Lineage: Eukaryota; Dinophyceae; Suessiales; Symbiodiniaceae
Source: the annotation of a GenBank genome assembly
AUGACGCCUGGUGCCACCUUCUCGCUCCAACUCAAUGCUCGCCUCCGUCGACGGAUUGAGCAGCCCACGGGUUCUGAAGUGAGCAGGAGAUUCUUCAACUUUCAAGCCUUUCGUGGCGACUGGUCUUUGCCUCUCAACACCAACGAUGGGCUGGUGCCUGCAAGCAUGCUUAUCCAGGACAGCUGGUUUUCCUCUGCCUUAUUGUCACCCUUCGACAUGGAAGAGCAGGUUGGGGCCCCUGGGACGCAAAUCCAAGUCUCAGGGAAUAUUCAGGUUGUGAGCAACUUAUGGCUCGUCGCACCUGCUGGGGUGGUGAUUGUGUCGCCAUGUUCGCCGACGCCAUGUGCCAACAUCUCCGAGGACUUCAAUGGGACCGGUCGCCAAGCCGCGCAGCUGUUACCCACCAGCGAGCGGUUCGGCCUUCGAGUGGAGCUACCUGCAGCUUGGGAUGCCGGACGCAAAGACUGGAUCGCAUUGGUUCCCGAACAAGACAGGCUUGAUGGCAUCCAGGCUACGAUGUGGGCUUCCGCAAGCAGUGUUGUGCUGAGGGCUAUGCCUGCUAGCGUGACGUACGCAGCAGUUGCGCUGACGCAAGCUGUGGAGCUAGCUGUGAGCCUUAGUCCUGGCGCUGCUGCUCUGGCUCUACUGGGCAGAGCCGCUGAGAGCUACAUCCAGGUUCUAGCACCUGCGGGGUACGCUCUUCGAUGCGGCAGCGGAUUUCAAAGCUUCUCGCUCCCUCCAUCCGCUCAAGUGAAUUGCCAGGUUCAGAGUGCUGGCGAAGCCAUUGUUUCCAUCUCCAACGUUGAUCUAAAUGCUGCUGGCACGCUCUACUUCAACUUUGGAUUGGACACGCCAGCAUCCGAUCCGAGCCCAAACAUGUUCAGUAUAGCCUUGCGCGAUGCGAGCAACGUGACUUUGGAUGCCGCAAUGGCAGUUCCAGGCAUGCAUAUUCCACAGCCUCGUGUGGAAGCUUACGUGUCUGUCUUGGUGGUGGACUUUCAGAGUGUGGCUCGACUCCAGGCUUGGGGCGAAGCAGCGCAGGAAUUGGGUGUGCUGCGUGGCAGCAUCGCUGCGGCUCUUUCAAUCGGUGAAGUAGGCGUAUCCAUCGACUAUGUGCGGGCCGUUCUGGGCAUAGGAGAUGCACGGCGCUUGCAGAGCAGCGGCGUUGUGGCUGGCCAACUGCAGGUAAAUUUCUCUGCCUACUCGAACCUGGUGCCCUUGGCAGAGCUUUCAGAUCGGAAGCAGGUUUCGUGGUGGCAGCUGCUUGCAAGGCUUUACCUCUGGGCUGCAGCGAGAGUUGGGUCCACGCGCGAUUGUGACUGGCGCGUCUGUCCCCUCUACACCGGUGCCAAGUCAGCCUCCGAACGUCACAGCCGGAUUCUGAGGGAUGCGAGAGCAGACGCCAGAGCAGACGUAAAUAUUGCAGAUGACCGGGUUGUGCUCCGAGCACAAGAGAAGGCGGUGGAGGAAGUGGAUACGUGGACUUACGUAUUUGGGAAGCCAGGUGAGCUGAGGCGUGAUCUGAGCCUGGUGAACACUUCUCCGGAAAAGAUCGUGACGGCAGGGCUGGUGGCCAUUGUCAUUGGGCUUGCCAGCAACCUGUGGGGCCAAACAGAACUCCUGUUUAGUCUUGUGCCAGCAGCAGCUGACAAGGCACGCGAACUGCGCCUGGACUCCAUCUAUGCUGUCGAUGGUCUCAAGGCGUACUACGAGGAACAGUACCAGGCACGCUUUCCCAGCACCUGGCUCUUCGAUCAACGAGUUGCAUUGCUGAAGGCGGGCCAGAUGAGCUCGGACACAGUUGGCUUCUCUCGCACUCCAAGAGCCCUGGGAGUUGGGCCAGAUGCGGCUUGGGGGCCAGCGGGUGGUGGUGAACGUGGCCUUAAGAGCCGUGAAAAUUUAUCAGUAGUCAAGCAGACUUUGCCGCCAAAAGCGCCUGGGCAGCCCCAACAGAUCUCAGAGAUCCUUGGAGAUCCCGAAGCGUCACUUGAGAGGCUUUUGAAAGAGACAAUUGCUCCAGAAGGGAGCAAGAAGACAGCAGAAGCCCUGAAGGCUGUGAAGGUCGAGCGAGCUGGGAAUACCUACUACGAAUACCAGUGGCGCACUAGUUUCCCGUCUGGUGCGCAGCUGCGGAGCUUCAGCAGUUGCAGCUUGGGACCUGCAGACCGGCGUGGCAACCGCAACUUGUACACCCUCACCGCUGUUCUUCCAGAGACAGAAGUUGUGAAUGGUGAGGGGGCUGCGGCUCUCAUUCCAGGCAUACUGGAGGGUAACGACGUGGAUCAACAUCUACUGUACUUGCUGUUCUCAACGCACGGAUGCAAGCACUCGACCUGGGAAGCUCUUCGAAAUCGCAAGCGUGGCGGCGCAGAGCGCUCCAUGGCUGUCGACGACAUCCGCGUCAUUCAAAGAGGUGCUGCCAGUGCAUUUCCGAUGGAUCAGCCACAGGCGCUUUUCGCUAACACGGUGACGAUGCUCGGCAUUCCUCUGCAGGCUUCCCAGUGCCUGCCGUGCCAUGCCAGCCAGCAAGUUGAAAUGCUGACCGUGCUCGGCGGCUGCAAGGAUGUGGUUGUGGUGUCUCAAACGAGGCCUUCGCAACAUGCUGAAAAUCAGUACGAGGGCUUCUUCAAAGGGUUGGGUGCAACUUCCCAGGACGUGAUUUGUAGCAAAAAAGCCUCCCAACUGAAGAGGCUGCAUGAAGCUACUCACUUUGCCAUCGGUUGCCAAAAGUGGGAUGAGGGCAUCCGGGACGCAUCUGUAACCCACACAACCUACGUGGAUCCAGAGGUGGUAUAUGCCACUAGCGAUGCUCCGGACAAGAACAUGAGUGUUGUCGAGCUCCGGCAGCAAGCCUUCAAGCCUGAAACUCACUACCGGACGGAGCAGCGCGACAGGUUCGAUGACCCAGGACCGCAGCCAAAGAACGACACGCUGGUUCCUGUCGUCUCAGUACACCUCGGAGACGACAGGCCAGGCUAUUCGCUGCAGUCGCAUUCCGCGCACCGGAGAAUAGCUCAGGAGGAGCAGCAGCACCAUGCUAGCGUGCUUCGUGCUGCUGGCUCUGGCGUGCUGAUCCCAACAAGCGUGUGGCCGAAGCCUGUACGUUGCAAUCCAGUGACGGGGGGUCCCAGAAAUGCCGACGUCUACGACUUGGGCGUGGCAUCCGGAGUGCGGCAUGACCGCGUCAGCCAGAACAGCUCCAGCAUCGUGCAGGAGGCCCAUGUUCGAAAUCCGAUCCAUGGGAUAGCUAUUCCCCUACACCAGUAUGCAAAUCCAAGAGGUGAGCUCGGCAGGAGCACGCAGCAGAUCGUUGAGGAGGCCAAUCGGACUGUCCCGCCCUUGCGAUCUUUGGCUGCUGUACGGCCCCAUUGCUGA